Molecule: messenger RNA, 3560 nt
Organism: Micropterus salmoides (largemouth bass)
Lineage: Eukaryota; Metazoa; Chordata; Actinopteri; Centrarchiformes; Centrarchidae
Gene: stradb
Product: STE20 related adaptor beta
Exons: 12
Coding region: 351-1721 (456 amino acids)
Biological process (GO): protein phosphorylation
Molecular function (GO): protein serine/threonine kinase activator activity; protein kinase activity; ATP binding
Source: RefSeq, a predicted model, not a curated record
UUAAAAGUCCUGUGAGAAGAAAAAUAAAUUUUCUCUUUGGGGUGUUAUGCGCGUCGACACUGACAGUAUACCCCGGUACUUUCUGCACACCCCGUUAUAAAAUAAUGUGAACUUUAUAGACAAAACGAGGUUUAGGAUGUCAGACUCUCCUUGGUGUUUUUAACUUGUUUACGUCGAAGAGGUGCAGCUGUCGAGGGGAGAAGAUCAGCUGAUGCAGCCAGGUGAGGUGCAGGCGGAGGGAUGAAUGGCUGAUGUUGGAGGGAAGCUGGCUGCUUAGUGGAGGAUCCUCCGUUUGUCUCAUAUUACACUGACUGCGCAUCGUCGUCCCGUCUCCCGCGGCCUGUGAGCGGAUGAAUGCCAAAGCCUCUGAUUUCACCAUCGCCAAAAGGACUCCAUGUCUUUCUUGGGCAUGUCUCACCUGUGCUCCUUACCCUCCCCUUCCCGCCCUUCACCAGGACUGUUCCUGCAUCUCCCACGCUCAGGUCCAGCCCUUGGACAUAGAGGAGCGCUAUGAGGACAUCAGCCACCAGUUCCUGAGCUGUGACAGUUCUGAAUAUACUCUGCAAGGGCCAGCAGGUGGCGAUGACGUCACAGGGCUGUCAGCCGAGCCAGCCCACUACCAGCUACUGUCUGAGCUGGGGAGGGGCUUCAAUAACCUGAGCCAGGUGAACAUGGCACGCCACAUCCCUACUGGCCAGCUGGUGGCCGCCAAACAUACCAACCUGGAUGAGUGCACUGAGGAGGAGCUGCUGCAGCUCAUGAACGAGGUUCUGCUUACCAGGCUGUUCCGUCACCCCAGCCUGCUGACCUCUCGUCUGGUUUUCAGCUCCUGCUGCCAGCUAUGGGUCCUCACACCGCUCAUGGCCUAUGGCUCUGCAGAUACCUUACUAAGAACAUAUUUCCCAGAUGGAAUGAGUGAAUCCCUGAUAGCAUACCUGCUGUACGGCGUGCUGAAGGCGCUGGAAUACCUGCACCGGAUGGGCUACGUUCACCGGGGGGUGAAGGCCAGUCAUAUACUGCUGUCAGGGGAGGGGCGUGUCUACCUCUCAGGGCUCCACUGUGUUUACAGUAUGAUGCGUGAAGGCAAGAGGAUGAGGGCAGUGUUUGACAUGCCCCACCACAGCCCCGCCUUGUUGCCCUGGCUCAGUCCUGAACUACUGCGACAGGACCUGCAUGGUUACGGAGUGAAGUCAGAUAUCUACAGUUUAGGUAUCGUGGCCUGUGAACUGGUCAGCGGCAGGGUGCCUUUCCAGGACAUGCCCCCGACUCAAAUGCUUCUUCAGAAGCUGCGCGGCUCCCACUGCUGCCUGCUGGACGUGGCUCCCUUCCCGUUGGGAGAGCUGGGGGGCCUGAAGGUGUCGCGGUCCGGGGUGGACUCCGGCAUCGGGGAGAGCGUGGCCACGGGAAGUCUGACACACAGCGCCACCGCUCCUCCUGCCGACCGACCUCAGAGCCCAGGACCCAAAAACCACUCGGCCACCCUGCACAACCUGGUCCAGCUAUGUCUGCAGCAGCAGCCCGAGCGCAGACCGUCAGCGUCUGCACUGUUGACCCAUGCCUUCUUCAAGCAGGUAAAGAGGCACACCAGAGACUCCUUCCUCAGCCUCAUGUACCCAGCAGUGCCGCUCACCAGCCCCGAGGACGCGCCGGUAUCCUGCCCGCCCACCCCGUCCUGCCAUGCUUCAACGUCAACCUCCGAGGCUGUGUGGGACUUCUCCUAACCCCAGUUCUUUACCCCCAAAAUCUCCCAAUCCUGACUAGCAAGCCAAACACAAGACAAUCAAAGCAAGGCCAAAUUCUACUGUGCUUUUAUUUUGUAUUAUUAACCCGACUCUCUGAGCCUUUUUUAAGUAGUUUUGUAGUUUUUUAUAUGUUUGUCUGAUGCAUAUGUGGAGUUCGGGUCAUGGGUUUGAGACACAACUGUGAAAGUGCUGGAUCAAAGACGCUGCUCUGAUCAUAUAAAAUGAUAUUAAUAAUGGACUGUCAACGAGUCCCAGGACAAAACACUAAUCAGUUGACUAAUAAUCACGCACUUCCUCUGAGUUAAAAGGCAACUAUGACUUAAAGGAAAACUCCACCCAGAAAUACUUAACGUUUAAAUCAGCUAUUUGUGCUAAAAUGUAAAUGCCUGGGAACAUUGUUUUUACAGUGUACUUUUCAUAUUUCUAUGGAUAAUGGUUAUUUUCUGGGUGACUGACCUGUUCUUCUCUGUUAAAGUCAUUCAGAAAAAUGAAGGACCUUGUUAACUGAAUCAUAAAUGCAUAAGUGAAUACACUACAACAUGUAAAUCCUAAAAGUUACUGACAGAAAUGAUGUGAGGGUGGAUUUUUCCUUUAAAUUGUUAUUCUGUAUUCAUACUGUGAAUAGUGAAUACUGAGGUACAUAAAAAGAUAUUUACAACACACGUGCAUAUAUAUUCAUCUAUAUAAGAGGUUUUCAAACUGUGAGUUGAAGGGGGCUGCGGAGUGAGAGGCGUGAGCAGCCAUUUGUGUCAAAAAUCGCACUCUUAUCAUAUUUUAGAUACAGAGUGACUUACACUUUCCGAGGAAACCAUUAUCUCUGAUGCCCAUCGAGAAUAAACGUUCACAGAUCUGCUUAGAAAUUAUAGGAAAAAAAACCCACUCCUUAGUAAGUUGCUGCAAACAGGAACUGCUAAUAGGUAAUACUUUUAAUUAGGGUUGAGCGAGUACUCUGCUGAAACGAGUAUCCGGUACAGAUAAUGUGGUUUUUACGAGUAGGAGUAUCAUCAGACUAUAUGUGUCAAUAUCUGUAUUCUAAUAAACAACAUAUACAUAGGAACUUUUAGUUUUAAAAAAACAUGUUCUCUUACUAUUGUGAUUAAAAACGUUGCCCUGAAGCGUAAUUCUGAGGCUGUUCUGAGGCUUCAACCAAUCGAUUUCAGGUUUAAGUUAAUCAACCGGCGUCCGUUUAAACCCCACCCAUUCUUCAUACAGAUACGGAUAAAGAUAAUUUAGUUGGUUGGGCAGAUACAGACAAUGAGAGCAUGAUUAAGCCCCGAAUUUAUAUAUGCAUUGAUUUAUUUCAUUCUGAAUUGAAGUCUACACACUCUCCCAAAUUUUAGGCGUUAUUACCUUGAUGCCAGUUUGAGACUGUAUCAGAAAUUAGACUUGAUUUAUUCAAAAUAUUCAGAAAACAAUCAAUUACGUAAAUACAUUUGUUUGUUUGAACAUAUAUGCACAUAGUGUUUAUGUAGGCCUAUAGUCACAUUAAAAUAUGUUCACGUGUUUGCCCAUGAGCAAAUAAGACAACUUUAGUAAAACAAGCAAUAGAAUAUAUCUAGUGUUCCAUGUAGGAGUUAGAAACCAUCCCUGCCCUGAUCAUUAGUGAUACACUAAAUAAUACUUCUACUGUGCUCUGUGACCACUUCUCCAACAAUGCCUUUUUAUUUGAAUGAAACCUGCAUUCUGAAUAUGGUGAUCUAUCUGUAACUGUGAUUAAGUGUACUGUGUAUGAGAACUGUGAUCAGUACAUAUCAAACAUGGUAGCUGUAUGAGCCUUAUAAAUAUAUACACAUAUUAUAAAUGAUAUGUAUAUACAAA